This is a messenger RNA of Paramisgurnus dabryanus, 1512 nucleotides long. The record is from RefSeq and is a predicted model, not a curated record. NCBI's taxonomy places the organism in Eukaryota, Metazoa, Chordata, Actinopteri, Cypriniformes, Cobitidae.
AUGGGGAAAUGUAAAUUUGCGGACUCCUGGUUGGAGAACGAUGAGUUUAAACCAUGGCUGAAGCCUGUCGCUGAAAACAACCGCGAGGCUUACUGUACUUAUUGUAAAAAGAAGAUUAGCGUAGCCUCGAUGGGCAUUAACGCUAUCAAGUCCCACAUGCAUGGUGCUAGCCACAAGGCCGCUUUUGGCCGCAGAGAGCAGUCGCAGCUGUCUAUCGCCAGUUUUUGUGCUCCACUACCACUACCUAACACGACAGCUGAACUUGUCAAAACAGCUACGACAGCGACCUCGCCCCCAUCAUCGGCCGACAUCAGGGUGGCUAUGGGCAGCACAUCAACGAUGCGCGCGGAGGUUAUCUGGUGUCUCAAUACUGCUGCGAAUCACCACUCACUGAACUCAAACGAAGGUAUUUCUGAUAUAUUCAAGUCAAUGUUUCCGGAUUCAGACAUAGCCAAGACAUUCACCUGUGGCAAGGACAAAACUGGUUACAUCAUGAGAUUCGGGCUUGCACCCUUCUUUAAGCAGCAGCUCGUUGACACCAUCAACAAAGCGGGCUCGUUUGUGUUAAUGUUUGACGAGUCUCUCAAUCAGUCAACAAAGAAAAAGCAACUUGACGUACAUGUUCGUUUUUGGGAUGAUGACUGUGUCCAAUCGAGGUAUCUGGGCUCUCAAUUCCUGGGGCACGGAACAGCUCAGGACCUGUUGCAUCACAUUAAAGAGUGUGUUGCAAAACUGAAUAUGAGGCAGCUUAUCUCCAUCAGUAUGGACGGCCCCAAUGUUAACUUGAAGUUGGGAGACCUUCUUCAGAAGGAGCAUGCAGAGCUGUAUGGAGCUCAACUGGUCAAGGUUGGAAGCUGUGGGCUUCACACCGUACACAAUGCAGUGAAGGCAGGCUUUAACAUGUGGCAGCUAGACAAGCUCCUUCGGGCACUCCAUUUCCUUUUCCACAAUGUUCCUGCUAGGAGGGAGGACUUCACUGCCUUGACUGGGUCCACCUGCUUUCCGCUGCCAUUUUGUGGCCACAGAUGGGUGGAAAAUCUCCCUGUAGCAGAGAGGGCAGUUCAAGUUUGGCCAGUGAUUAUGAAGUAUGUGGAUGCAGUCAAGCAAAAGAAGCUCCCAAACCCAGGCACUGCCUCUUACGACAUCAUUGAGGCAGCACAAGCUGAUCCCCUUAUCAUUGCCAAACUCCAGUUCUUCCUGGCAAUAUCCAGGACCUUCAACCCCUUUCUGACCAAAUACCAAACCGAUGAGCCAGUUUUGCCCUUCUUGGCAAAAGAUCUGAGUGAGCUGCUUAAGAGUCUACUGAGACGUUUUUGGAAGAGAGAGCUCCUGCAUGACCUCACCCCCCUGCAGCUGACCAAAGUCAAUGUGUCUGAUGAGGCGAACUGGGUCCCAGUUAUGAAUACUGAUAUAGGCCUGGGCGCUGAAUCUGCCAUAAGGGCAAGCACUUCAGACCGAGCCAGGAGGCAGGAUAGGGGAGCUUUCUGUGCUCAUCUUUCGGAGAGAGUGUAG